GCGCCCGCCAUGAGCACAUAUCCGAGCGAGCCAGCCAGCCAGGAUCGGCACAGCGACAGCCUCCGGACCCUCCAGCGACUGCACGCCCUUCUCUCUGAUACCAGCGCCGAUGCCAGCAGGAUCCUCGUCGUCAAGCGAGCCCUCCUCGCCCCCCUUGCUCGGAUCUUCAAGCUGACCGAGGCCGCCGAGGAGCUUGCUCGCCUUGACUCGGCCAUCGGCUCUCAUGACGAAACCUUGGGCAGCCCCACACAGCCCUGGACGCAUUCGGAUCGAUCCUUUUUCCUGCAAACCCAUCUACCUUUUCUCCUCAAGAUCGUUUCGGUCAACUGGGUGCCCCUGCUCUCCAGCGACGAGCUACAGGGCUACUACGACGCCUACUUCUUGCUGGCCAAGCACAUCGAUGUGUCCUUCUCGGUGAUCUGCAAUCAUAUCCUCCAGCGGGGUGCGGUGCCGGCACACUCAUUUUCAGUGCAGACAGCGACCCGGCUUCUCCAGCGGCUGCUGAGUUGCUAUCCUCUGGCAUCGUUCAUCAGCAUCUCCGAGAUCGAUGAGGCCGUCUCAGAUUACGAAGGAAGUCAUGCACACAUCCUGUCUCUCUACUGCUCCCUCCCGGAUCGCAUGGCCAAUUCCUUUGGCUCCAGAACCCCGAGUUUCUUUCUGCCAGGGGCAUACUUUACUCGGGCUGGAGCCGAGAUCGCCAGUGCUGUGAAGCAGUUCUCGACACAGCCCCUGAGCACGAGUGCUGUCAAGCGAAUAUGCUCAGUAAUCACCAAGACAGCUCGAGUUGGCCAUCUAGACUCUCUGAUAGCCGGAUGCUUCUCGGGUGCCAAACCUUCAAGUGUGAGCAGCAAUAGUGCUGCCUUUUGGAGGCAUAUCUUGAACGAAAUGUCCUCGCGCGAGCUCGAGCAGUUUGCGGUGGGCCUCCUGCACCACCUCCGGAAAUCGCAGAACACGAUCGAGGAAUCUGGCGAGAUCAUGUCCACACUCUUUGGACAGCUGGCAAACGAGAACGAGCUUGCGGCGAACGUCUUUCUGCACCAACUGCUGGUCGUGCGGUACUUCCACAUCGAUAUCUUGAAGACGCUGAUAUGCAUGUUCAGCCUCGAGCGCCAGCAAUCGGACAUUUCGGUCGUCAAGGCCCUCGACCAUCUCAUGGAAGUAUGGGUAGAUCCCACGUUUAUCCGCUUCGCCAAUCUGGAACAGCACAAAUAUGUCACGUAUGGCAUCCUGGUCUGCCUUGCCUAUAUCUCUACCGAGGCGCUGAACCUCUCCGGGCUUCCUGCGAAAUUUAUCUCCGGCAUGCGGCCCUAUAUGGACAGCUCUGUGCCCGAAGUCCGAGUCAUGGGAUUGGUGACGGCCGAGUGCUUCGCCGGUCUGGCCCAGCCUGAAUCCAAACUCGAGUUUGGUUUGGAGGAAACUGCAGAGAGCCGGCUCAUGCGUAGCCUUACCACUCGCACUGGGGCGUUGUCAAAAGAACAUGCGCCGACACCAUCGACUCCCGUCCCAUCCGACAAGCCGAUUGAAUCUGACUCCCGCGCUCGCGAAGCUGGAGAAUCUGGCGAUGGCCCAUCAUCGAUUCUGGCAGAAGAUGGUCAAGAAGAACAGCUCGACGAUCCAGACGAGGUCAUCAACUUUUACUCGUUUGGAGCUCGCGAUGCCCAGGACUCUGACACGGACGAGAGUGCUGAUGCAGACAGCGACGACGAGGAUGGCGACUUGGUGCCGUACCAUAUCGACGAUCAGAAGCACAAGAACAACAUCAAACCGCCAGUAUUCCUUGCCGAACUGGUUACCGGCAUCAAGAAAGAAGACGAUCCGAUGACUCUCGAAGUCGCCCUUGGCGAGGCUGUCCGUGUGAUCAACAAUGCCGGAGAGCAUGCAAUCGACGAGUGGAGCUACACCGUCGCCGAUAGCUUGUUCCGACUGCAAGAUAAUUACGAUCUCGACAACUUUGAGAAGCUGCGGAUGGAGGCCCUGAGCGAGAUCCUUUCCCGCGCGCCUCGCACGGUGUCUGCGUAUUUGAUUGAUCAGUUCUAUGACCGGAACAUGAGCGUCCGCCAGCGUAUGGAUGUUUUGACGGCACUCGUCAUCGCUGCCCAGAAGCUCAGUGCGAUUGUGGUUAUGCCGCCGAACGAAUACGAGCUCUCUGGGGAUGCCCUGCAGUCGGUCGCUAACAGCAACCCGAAGGUGAACAGGCGAUCCAAGAAACUGGUCGUCCCAAAGCCAACCACACAGAAGAACCGGUUCAGUCAGGUUGCAGGGUACUUUUUCUUCCCGCUUAUUGGGCGAUUUGCCUCUACCGAGAGCCAUCGCAUGAUGAACAGCGACGUGACCUACGUGCUGGAAAAGUAUAUCACGGCCCUGGGUCUCAUCCUGUAUUGUGCUGUCAACACACCGUCGCUCCGACGGAUGGUGCGCGAAUACUAUGGAUUUCUGAACUACAUGCGGUUCACGACACUGGUCCAAGUGUCCAGCGUCAGAUCAGCCUGGCUGUUUGGAAUGUCCAUAGUCGUAUCCGUUCUGUCGCCGGGAGUCUUCAUGUCUGAGUUUUACAGCGAAGCAGACGAAAUGCGCCAACUGAUCGUUGAUCUAGGCAUGGCGGAAACCGACCAGAAGAAUAUGGAACUUUGUGUCGGCAUUGUCGAAAGGCUGACGGAGACACUCGAGCUGCGAAACACAAUCGGGUACUGAAGAUGAUACACUCGGCCCGGUUGGGGACUAGCGUCUGCUGUUUCUGGUCCUGAGCAUAUAUUCAUCGUCUCGAUAUCCGUCCAAUGCACCCUCGUUAUAAUUUGUCCAUUCGUCUGUGGCUGCAACGGCGCUCACGGACAGAAGUGUGCUGGGCUCGCCAGUAUAUUGGGUGUGAGGGCAUGCAGCUGCGGCGGCCAGGUUUGGCAGGGCC
Messenger RNA from Polychytrium aggregatum, 2902 nucleotides. Its product is annotated as telomere length regulation protein-domain-containing protein. Gene Ontology annotation, biological process: telomere maintenance via telomerase; protein stabilization. Gene Ontology annotation, cellular component: cytosol. Lineage: Eukaryota; Fungi; Chytridiomycota; Chytridiomycetes; Polychytriales. The coding region runs from base 10 to 2691 and encodes 893 amino acids. Gene Ontology annotation, molecular function: telomeric repeat DNA binding; Hsp90 protein binding. The record is from RefSeq and is a predicted model, not a curated record. The transcript is spliced from 16 exons.